Molecule: messenger RNA, 1308 nt
Organism: Cordyceps fumosorosea ARSEF 2679
Lineage: Eukaryota; Fungi; Ascomycota; Sordariomycetes; Hypocreales; Cordycipitaceae
Product: cytochrome c mitochondrial import factor
Exons: 1
Coding region: 1-1308 (435 amino acids)
Molecular function (GO): oxidoreductase activity
Source: RefSeq, a predicted model, not a curated record
AUGAAUGGCCCUCGAAGGAUGAUAGGGGCCUGCGGCCGUAACCUCGGCAGUGGUUCUGCUGCGCCUCUAGCUCAUCCUCCCUCGAUACCCUCCAUUGCCUCAAGUGCGCGACCAUUAUCAACGCAAAAGCCUAUAAAAAGACCAAAUGGAUAUCAAACGGGCAUUAAAAAUCAGCUACAUGCUCGCGCUGCAAGACCUGCUCUGGCCGCCAUUCUCCUCAUUGCUGGAGGUACCGUCUACUAUCUCACCACGCCCUCGUCGCAAGAGAAGGUUCUGAACCAGGACACCUUCGUCCCUUACACGAUAACCGCGCGCGAUGACAUCUCGGCAACCUCCUUCAUCUUUACGGUCGCGCCGCAGCACCCCAAUCCGAACCCAAGGUACUUGACCGCCGACCGCGCGAGGUGGCGCUACCCGCUCUGGUCCGUCGAGUUCAAGCAGCCCGAGGUGCAGAUCGCGCGCAACUACACGCCCCUGCCUCCUCUGGAAGGCGAGCGCCUGGAGGACGGUAAGCUGCGGUUCUACGUGCGGUCCAUCCCCGGCGGCGAAAUGUCUACGUACCUUGGCCGGCUCGGCGUCGGGCGGGAGGUCUGGCUGCGCGGCACGCACCCUGGCUUCGACGUGGCCGCCCGGCUGGGCUCGCAGAGAAACGUGGUGUUCCUCGCCGGCGGCACCGGCGUCGCGCCGGCCGUGCAGGUGGCCCGGGCCGUGCUGGACAGCCACGCGGACUCGAGCUUCACGCUACUCUGGGCCAUCCGGAGCCGAGAAGAGCUCCAACAAGCUCCCGAUGUACUCGUGAGGCCGGAGCCGCCAUCCUGGUGGAACUGGUUCCAGCGAAGAUCGAGACCGCAGCCGUCAGAGGUCGAGCAUCCCAUCGCGGCGGCCAGCCCCCUGGGCCGCGAACUGGACGAGAUGAAGGCUCGCUACGGGAGCAGGCUGCGCAUCCGCGUCGGCAUCGACGACGAGAGCAGCCAGUUCCGCGCGUCCCACAUCGCGACGGCCAUCCAGCGCGCGGACGCGGCACCGACCACGCCCGGCGCGACGGACUGCCAGCCGCACAACCAAAAGUUCCACGCGCCGGCGUCCGAGUUCGAGCCGUCCGGGGCGCGGCCGUGCACCUGCCGGGCGGAGAGCCGUGGCAAGAACCUGCUGAUGGUGUCGGGCCCGGAGGGCUUCAUAUCGCACUAUGCAGGGCCCAAGGUGUGGCUCGGCGGCGUCGAGACGCAGGGUGCGGUGGGCGGCGUAGCUGGGGAGCUGCGUAGGAGGAACUCGACCUUUGCUGCCGAUUGGCUGGUGUUGAAGCUGUAG